CCCACGUGCGAGAUGCUGAGACUUGUGUGUAGUUAUGACUGCUGAGAAGGUUUGAAUUGAAUCAGUAUUCGGUUUGGUCGGUCCAUGAAAGGACUUCCUUCUUUGCGCGUAGGUGGCAGGCGUUUGCAUAUCAACACUAAUACACUACAUUUAAAUUGCAAACAAACAUGGAAGAGUUACCUGUUUCGAAGAAAGUAGUUGAAUAUGAGCAUUUUGUUAAUGAGAUAUUACGGAAGGAUUUGAGAAAAGUACUUGAAAAUAGAGAAGAAAUAUUCACUCAGACUGCACAGUACCUUCAAUUGAAGACGGUCAUUGAAAAAAUAAAAGGUAAUGUGUCAGAUGACGAUUUGAAAACACAAGUGGACUUGGGAUGCAACUUUUAUGUUCAAGCAAAAGUACCGGAUACUUCAAAGAUAUUUGUUCAGGUUGGGUUUGGAUUUUUUGUCGAGUUCACUCUUACAGAAGCCUUGAUUUUCAUCGAUGAAAAAAUAAAACAACUCAACAAAAAGUGUGAGAAACUUACCAAAGAUUCAGCCACGAUCAAAGCAAAUAUAAAACUUGUGUAUGAAGCGCUCAAGGAACUGCAACAUAUCAGUGACAAGAAACCAGAAGAAGGUACUGUGGUUUGGUGAAGAUAUUCUUCAGUGAUGAUUUAUUUAUCAAAUGGAACCAGCAAUUUACUACACAACUAAGGUAUACGUUCAUAUCAACACAUUGUUGAAAUGAUAAGCCUUAAAAUACUGUUGAAAAUUGUGAAUAUAUUUGUAAAAUUGUGAAUAUGUUUGUAAAUUUGGUCAUACACAUCAGAAAGUGGGAACAAAUUGGAUUAUGCCACGUAGGUUGCCUAGAUUGACUAACACUUAUUUAAACUAUACUUGCCUUCAUUGUUAAAGGUAUUAUUAUCCACGUUUUUAAUGUUUCAUUUGUUUGUUGUAAACAAAUGUAUGUCUUGCGAUUUAAGAUGCUUGAACCUUUUUGUUUGUAAAUUCAGAACCUCUGUCUGUAUGAAUUUUUAAAAGUUUUCUUUGCGGAUAGUAGUUUCUUCAUAGCAUCCAACAUUGUAUCGCUGUAUUAUUGUAUUAUGCAUGGAUAACCCAUGCAUAUUUCAAUAAUACAUUGAUACAUGUAAUGCGAAAUCUGUAUUGUUUAUUGUAGCGUUUUAGUGUUAAAUCAACGAGAUCCAAUUCCCAUUGCUCAUCAAUAUCUGUUACAUAUAAUCUAUAUCUCGGGAAACGGUGUUGAAUAGGCUUAUGUAAUGUGUAUGUGUCUUGUGUGCUUAGCCAUUUUGUAACUUGUUUCUUAGUAAUAUUUAAUUCAUCUUUCACACUUUGAUAAAGUCGUUCUGCACCUUCAAAACUGCCAGGAUGUUUAGGAUCGUAAUAGACUUUUCUCAAUUUCUCGUCAAUACUCAUUUCUCUCACACAAUCAAAUAAAACGAGACAACUAAAUCGAAGACUAAUAAUCAUUUAAAAUUCAUUCAUUUUUUUUCCAUAGAUUUAUUUACAAACACUAUUGAAAAUGAUUACAGUAGAACAUCACAGAAAAAUAAUAAUAAUAAUAAUAAUAAUAAUGCAUGUAUAAAUACAUUUAAAAUCGCUUAUGCAUUUAAAUUUUAUCAGCAUAUAUUGAAAACAGGAUUUGUAAUUUACAGCAAUCAAAUAAUAAUAAUAAAAAAUUAUAAUGAUAAUAACGAUAAUAAAAAUGAGACAUGGUACGUUUAAGAGCUUCAAACAUUAAAAAUUGUAUCAAAUAAAUGAAUAUCAGAUUGAAUUGAAAGCAAUAGAUGGAAUGUAUUUUCACAUGUAAUACUAAUGCUUUGUCGAUCAAGCCAUUGAUCAUACACAACUUGAUCAUCGAUAUAGUCGUCAUAUAUAGUAUUUUCUCAAAAUAUUUGCUUAAUUGGUCGUAGCCGGACAUCAUCAGACAAAUUUGUGAUUUGUAUUUAAGAUGCAUAGGAAUACAUUCGUCACUGGUUUGUGAGCCAAUAGCAAGCACUUAAAAUUAGUAGGUGGAGUAAAAACCAACCAUACAAAUUUAAAUAAGUUGUUUAUUAUAAGUAAAUUUAUUUGAUUAA
Messenger RNA from Anneissia japonica, 2074 nucleotides. RefSeq names its product protein UXT-like. Gene Ontology annotation, biological process: negative regulation of transcription by RNA polymerase II. Lineage: Eukaryota; Metazoa; Echinodermata; Crinoidea; Comatulida; Comatulidae. The transcript has 6 exons. Gene Ontology annotation, molecular function: transcription corepressor activity. The coding region runs from base 168 to 632 and encodes 154 amino acids. The record is from RefSeq and is a predicted model, not a curated record.